This is a messenger RNA of Macrosiphum euphorbiae (potato aphid), 972 nucleotides long. The record is from the annotation of a GenBank genome assembly. Lineage: Eukaryota; Metazoa; Arthropoda; Insecta; Hemiptera; Aphididae.
AUGAAUAUCUGUAAACCCUUGGCCGUCUGUGGGCGGUGGUUCGUCAACAAAACAACACCUCAGAGGCUGUCGAAAUCUUUAUGGACGAAAUUCCAGACCAAUUUCGGAGUCUACGACGUAGUAGACCAUCUAGGAACCGUCAGCGAUCCCAGGACGGUGCCGGAGUACGUCACGUUACCAUCGUACGCGAAGACCGGCGUGGUCGUCGAUGAACCCGACCAAAAUUGUCCACCAGAAAUCCAAAACAAAGGUCAGAUCGAGAUGCUCCGGCAGAGCUGCAAGUUCGCCAAGUUCGUACUGGAUAGUGCCAAGGCACAGUUAAAAGUCGGCGCUACCACCGACGAUGUCGACCGUUUCGUACACGAUCUGGUCAUCGACAACAACGCAUAUCCGUCGCCUUUGAACUACAACGGGUUCAAGAAGUCUGUCUGCACGUCGAUAAACAAUGUCGUGUGCCAUGGAGUGCCCGACGAUCGGCCACUGCUUAAUGGUGAUCUCAUAUCUGUAGACGUCUCAGUCUAUCUGAACGGUUUUCACGGUGACUGUGCCGCAACCUAUUGUGUGGGCGAAGUGGACGACUACGGUAAGAAACUGAUGAGCGUGGCCGAACAAAGCAUGUACAAAGGCAUAGAAGCUUGUGGCCCGGGCAAAGGCUUUUCAGACAUUGGAAGAGCCAUAGAAUUAUAUGCUCGUCAACACGGUCAUAAUGUUGUGUCGAGCAUUACUGGCCACGGCAUUGGUACAUAUUUCCAUGGGCCUCCCGUGAUUUUCCAUUCUACUUUACACAGUUAUCCAGGAAUAAUGAAACCAGGUAUGGUGUUUACAGUUGAGCCGGUUAUUAGCCAAGGUGGUAGCGAUGUAGAGAUUUUAGAAGACGGGUGGACUAUAGUAACGGCCGAUGAUUCUAGAGGAGCUCAAUUUGAACAUACAAUACUUAUUACCGAUCACGGUUACGACAUUUUAACAGUUUAA